Molecule: messenger RNA, 2422 nt
Organism: Ipomoea nil (Japanese morning glory)
Lineage: Eukaryota; Viridiplantae; Streptophyta; Magnoliopsida; Solanales; Convolvulaceae
Product: serine/threonine-protein kinase BLUS1-like
Exons: 20
Coding region: 357-2306 (649 amino acids)
Biological process (GO): protein phosphorylation
Molecular function (GO): protein serine/threonine kinase activator activity; ATP binding; protein kinase activity
Source: RefSeq, a predicted model, not a curated record
UAUACAAAAAGGCUUCCAUCCGCAGUCCGUUACUGGCGCUCUUUUUUCUCUCCCUUUUCACGAGAAAGCGGGGGAGAACAACCUUCGUCAUCAUCAUCAAUGCCGCUCUCUUCCACCUUUUCUUUUUCUUCUCUCUCUCUCUCCCUUUCUUCAUUGAAUUAGAUAUUUUAUUUAAUACUUCCCAAUUCAUCAGCUAACCAACCAACCAAAAAAAUCUAAAAUUCGCAUUGCUUAUUACCAAUUCUCGAAGCAUUUUGUUCACAAUUCGAAUGGAUCACCGGUAAGGUGUUCCGGUCAAGGUUUUGUUGCGGAAAUCGGUGUUUUGAUCUGUAGAGGCGUUGAUAGGGCUUGGAAUCAUGGAUAAGAAGAAGUAUCCGAUUGGAGCGGAGCAUUACACGCUGUAUGAGGAGAUAGGGCAAGGAGUCAGCGCCUCUGUUCAUCGCGCUCUCUGUAUUCCUACGAAUGAGGUUGUCGCCGUCAAAAUCCUUGACUUCGAACGCGAUAACUGUGAUCUGAGUAAUGUCUUCCGAGAAGCACAGACAAUGGUCUUAGUAGACCAUCCCAAUGUUCUUAAAUCUCAUUGCUCCUUUGUCAGUGAUCAUAAUUUGUGGGUUGUCAUGCCUUUCAUGGCUGGGGGUUCGUGUCUUCAUAUUUUAAAGGCUGUUUAUCCAGAUGGUUUAGAAGAGGUUGUCAUUGCAACAAUACUGCGUGAAAUAUUGAAGGGUUUAGAGUAUCUUCAUCAACAUGGCCACAUUCACAGAGAUGUGAAAGCUGGAAACAUUCUUAUUGAUGCACGGGGAGGAAUUAAGCUUGGCGAUUUUGGUGUGUCUGCUUGUUUGUUUGAUUCGGGUGACAGAACACGCAUGAGAAAUACAUUUGUUGGUACUCCUUGUUGGAUGGCACCAGAGGUUAUGGAACAGUUGCAUGGUUAUGAUUUCAAAGCAGAUAUUUGGUCUUUUGGUAUUACUGCUUUAGAACUUGCCCACGGCCAUGCACCUUUCUCAAAGUAUCCUCCAAUGAAGGUGCUGUUAAUGACACUGCAAAAUGCACCUCCUGGCCUUGAUUACGAAAGGGACAAGAAGUUCUCCAAGUCAUUUAAGCAAAUGAUUGCUAGUUGCUUGGUAAAAGAGCCUUCAAAAAGACCUUCAGCUAAGAAGUUGUCGAAACAUUCUUUCUUUAAGCAAGCUCGGUCAAAUGAUUAUAUAGCACGAAGAUUGUUAGAUGGCUUGCCAGCUCUUGGUGAUCGGAUUAGGGAAUUGAAGAAGAAAGAAGAACAAAUGUUGGCACAAAAGGAAAUACCAGAUGGACAAAAAGAAGAAAUAUCUCAGAAUGAGUAUAAACGUGGGAUAAGCAGCUGGAACUUCAACCUUGAAGAUCUCAAGGCCCAGGCUUCUUUGAUUCCAGAUGAAGAAAUCCUUUCUGUUGCGAGCUCAAAUUCUCUAGUAUCUCUGGACACUAGUGGAAAGAAACUUCAACACCAGUCUUCAUUUUUAAGUCGAUCUUCAGAUAAUGCAGAAACUGAUGAUUACAACCUAUCUGCUCCUCUUUCUCCCGUGGACCCAACAUCAGCUUGUAACAUAGCUAAAUGUGAAAAAUCAGAUGAUGAUGUCAGUCUUGCUAGUUCAUUCCAGGACAACCAUAUUUCAAGAAGUUCAUCUCCUUCUUAUGACAACUUACUCGAAAGGAAUUUACCUGUCAAAUCUGAGCAGGAGGUUGAUGGAAAAUUAACUGAGAGCUCCCCUACAAAUUCAAACCAAAGAAAUGAAUUUUGCUCACCUUGCAAUGAUGCACCAGCUGAAGCCAUUAAUAGAACUAGUAGAACAUCAGCAAAUGGUGAAGAUUCUGAUGAUAAGACAAAGUGCCCUAUUGUUCAGCAAAAAGGACGUUUCAAAGUUACCUCUGAGAAUGUUGAUUUAGAAAAGGUUCCUCCAACUCCAAUGCUACCAAAAAGCCACAGUGUGCAGGCAUUUACACAGCAUCCAUCUGUGUCUCAAUCAUUCGCACCAGAGUCCAUGGCACCAAAUAUUCCUGUUCAUUCAUUUUUCAGAACAUUGCAAAAUAUUUUGCAGACAAAUAUUAUUCAAAGGGACAAUAUCCUUAGCCUGAUGAGGCAAGCCACUGGUUCUGAUCCCAUAGUGGACUCUGGAUCCCUUUCUCUGAACCACGGAGCAACAGAGAAAUCAUUGCUGGAGAUAGCUCAUGACAAAGAGAAAGAACUACUUCGUGAAAUCAGCGAUUUGCAAUGGAGGCUCAUAUGUGCCCAAGAAGAGCUUCAAAGAUACAAAACAGAUAAUGCUCAGAUUUAGGAGAUGUGAUAUUGCCUGCCACAUAUAGAAUCAACAUCCAAAGUUAUUGAAAUGGAAAAUUUAGAGAAUAAGUAGACUGCAGUGUAAGGGAUGUGAAAUUAUUUAGUAUGCUUUUU